Molecule: messenger RNA, 1822 nt
Organism: Eucalyptus grandis
Lineage: Eukaryota; Viridiplantae; Streptophyta; Magnoliopsida; Myrtales; Myrtaceae
Product: pentatricopeptide repeat-containing protein At4g15720
Exons: 1
Coding region: 2-1822 (606 amino acids)
Biological process (GO): RNA modification
Molecular function (GO): protein binding; zinc ion binding; RNA binding
Source: RefSeq, a predicted model, not a curated record
UAUGAAGACGACGUCGUUCGCGGGGAAUCUCCUCUCUGCCCUGAAGAACUCUCGCCGUUGGCGCCAAAUUCAACUGUCGAAGUUCCACGGCAGAGCACUCCACGCCCGGAAACUCCGGCAAAGCAACGAUCUUUGCGCUGCAUUCUCGACACACGCUCGCGCCCUCAAAUCCGGCAUCCCUGGCAACACCGCCGCCGCGAAUCGGCUCAUCAACCGCUAUGUCGAGCUGCGGGAAAUCGAGCACGCCCGCCGGGUGUUCGAGGAAUUGCCCGAACCGAACGUGGUGUCGUGGACUUCGCUCAUGGCCGGGUACAUUGCAGCCGGCAGACCCGCGAUGGCUCUUUGGUUAUAUGGGAGGAUGAGGGGGAGCGAGGUGUUGCCUAAUGAGUUCACUCUUACGACUGCGGCCAAGGCUUGCUCUGUUCUUGCCGACCUUAGGAUGGGUAAAAGAAUUCAUGCCCACGUCGAGGCGUUUGGUCUGCGGGGUAAUGUCGUGGUGUGCUCUUCGCUGGUGGACAUGUAUGGGAAGUGCAAUGAAGUUGAUGAGGCCAGGCGGGUUUUCGACUUGAUGGUCGAUAAGAAUAUCGUCUCCUGGACAUCGAUGAUCGCGGCGUAUGCACAGAGCGGAAAAGGCAGAGAGGCGCUUCGUCUAUUUUGGGAGUUCAAUCAUUUGAGAUUGGGUUUUCCGAAUCAUUUCAUGCUGGCUAGUGUUGUGAAUGCUUGUUCGAGCUCAGGCUCGCUUGUCUCGGGGAGGAUUGCUCAUGGAGCAGUGAUUCGCUACGGUCACGAGGCUAAUGAUGUAGUUGCAAGUGCAUUGGUGGACAUGUAUGCCAAGUGCGGGUAUUUCAGUUACUGCGAGAAAGUUUUCAGGAGGAUGGAGAAUCCGUCUGUCGUUCCCUACACCUCCAUGAUCGUGGGUGCCGCGAAGUAUGGACUCGGCAUGUUGUCCUUAGGACUGUUGGAAGAGAUGGUUGAUAGAGGCGUAAAACCCAACGACGUCACCUUUCUCGGGAUACUGCAUGCAUGUAGCCACUCGGGACUUGUUGACAAUGGCCUCGAGAUCUUGGAAUUCAUGCCUAAAAAACAUGGAAUAAUCCCAGACGCGAGGCAUUACACAUGUGUAGUUGAUAUGCUUGGUCGAAUAGGCCGACUUGACAAGGCUUAUGAGUUGGCGAAAUCUAUCCAGGUGAGGCCUGAAGAGGGAGCUCUCUUGUGGGGAUCUCUUCUAUCGGCAAGUAGGCUACACGGACGGGUCGAGAUUGCCACAGAAGCGAGUAACUGGUUAAUAAAGUCGAAUCAGCAACUUUCUGGUGCAUAUGUUAUGCUUUCUAAUGCUCAUGCAAUGGUUGGCGAUUGGAAGAAUGCUCAUGGUCUUAGAUUUCGCAUGAAGCAUGCAGGAGUUCAUAAGGCACGCGGUUGCAGUUGGAUCGAGAUUAAGAAUAUGACAUAUGUAUUCUCUGCUGGAGAUCUACGGUGUCCAAGGCGCAACGAAGUGGUGAGUUUGCUGAAGGAAUUGGAGGGAAAGAUGAAGGUGAAGGGAUAUAUGGGUGGGAUUGAGGGAUUAGUGUUUGUGGAAGUGGAAGAGGAGGGUCAAGAGGAAAUAGUGAGCUUGCACAGUGAAAGACUGGCUUUGGCUUUUGGCCUGAUAAGCACCCCAAAAUGGGUUACCAUGAGAAUAAUGAAGAACUUGAGAAUGUGCGGGGCUUGUCAUGAGGCCUUCAAGAUUAUUAGUGAGAUUGUGGAAAGAGAAUUUAUUGUUAGGGAUGUGAAUAGAUUUCAUCAUUUCAAAAAUGGAUCCUGUGCAUGCAGGGAUUUUUGGUGA